AUGGGACAUCUUUCUUUUAUGUCUUUGUUUCUAAUAUUUGGAGUCGUCAUUUAUUUGGAAUUGACGCUGUUUUCAAGAUUAGUUUCUGGUGCAAUGACUAUGCCGCAAAUGUAUAAAAUGAUGGAAACAAUGAGAACCACUUGCAGUGCAAAGUUUAAAGUCACUCAUGAAGAAAUGGAUGGUUUAAAAGUUGGAAAGUUUGAUGAUAACAACAAAGAAUUGAAAUGUUACACUUUUUGUGUAGCACAAAUGGCUGGAACUCUCUCAAAGAAGAACGAAGUAAGUGAGAAGAAAUCAAUGGCACAAAUUGAAAAGCUUUUACCUGAAGAAAUUAAGGAGUACAUGAUUGGAGCUGUUCAGGCUUGCAAGGACGUUCAAAAAGAUUAUAAAGAACCUUGUGACAGAACAUUUUAUACUUCUAAAUAUAUUUCGAAUGAUUAUGAUGAUGACAAUUUUAUUCCGUUGUCAUCACAAUUUGUUACGGUACCAAGAGUUCAUAUUUCACCUUGUCCCGAGACUUUCCGAUAUGCUUUCAACGGAAACGAAUGGCUGGGAUUGAUUGCAAUAAAAGCAGCACCGAUUGGCAGACCAUCAAAAAUUAAAAUAAUUCUUUCAAUUGGCUUCCAUUUGAAAUCUAAAUACACUGGCGAGAUAAGUUUAACCAAAGAACGAAGUAGAGUGAUAAAAGACAUAUCAAAAGGCUUGCCAAUCAUGUAUCGAAUAAGAUUUCCUAUCCAAAAUCCAAUCCCAAAAGUAACAGAAAUUUAUUACAACGAUCGACUGAUUUGUAUGGGACAAAAAGACGUAGGUCAAUUUACAACUUCAAUAACACUUGAUCAUACUCUCUACACUGGCAUUGCUUCAUCAAGCAAAGUUACAAAGAAUGCAAAUAAAAGACGUCAAAAAUCGUCACCGCCUGUAAUUUUCCAACCAAUUCCUACUAAAGCAUCGAAAUGGACAACUGACAACAAAGACGUUGAAUUUGAUAAAAUUAAUUUUGAGUGUGGGUUAUCAGAUUAUGUGAUUCCCAAAGCUUCCGGUCUGAUUAUUGAUGGUAGAACAGCUUCACGUGGACAAUUUCCUUGGCUAGCGGCUUAUUACCAUCAUGGUGCAGGAGAUAAUGGAUUCAUUUGUGGUGGAAGUUUAAUCAGUAGAAAACUUGUAAUCACCGCAGCACAUUGCAUACAAGUUAAGAAAAGUAAUCUCAGACGAAAAGCAGAAGAUUCAUCGUUCUUCAUUGGCAAACACAAUUUAGAGUCACUUCAAGGCGAACAAAAUUAUAUUUUAUCAAAUGUCGAAGAAUUCGUCAUUCAUCCUGAUUGGAAUAUAAAUGAAGAUUCUUACGACGCUGAUAUUGCCAUUGCUGUUUUAACAAGAACCAUUCAUCCAAAUAAAUUCAUAAAACCGAUUUGCAUAUGGGAAACAUCAUCAGGUUACGAAGAUCUCAUUGGUAGAAAGGGUGUUGUGGUAGGAUGGGGGAAAACUGAAACGAACGCAUUAUCAACAACAUAUCCAAAAUGGACAGAGAUUCCUGUCAAAUCACUCUCAAAAAUGUCUGGAUUAUCCGCAAACUUAUGUUUGUUUGGUGCAACACUUUGUAAUAUCGCUGUUCUUGACAAAGAUCUUUUCUCAAGUCGAGGAAAUGCACCGCCAAUCGGAAAUGGUGGUUUGAUUCAUGCUGCUACAAAUAUUUUUGGAGGCAUUGGUGGUUUUCUGUCAGGUCGAGGUCCUCCACCACCUCCAGUGUCAAGGCAAAGCGCAGCGCCACAUCAAUCACCAUGUGAAAGAAAAUUUCAAUACGUUACCGAUGAUCGAGGAAGAGAAUGGGAAGGCAUAAUCAAACUUAAAAAUAUCAAUGUCAAUCAUGAUACGGUUUUAGAAGCUGAUUUUAUUCUUCCACAGGGGCUUCCACGAAGAAGCUACAAUGGUGGAAUAAAAUUAGUUAACGGAAUUAAUUCAGUUGGUCAAGAUUUGGCAAAUGGUUUGCCAGUACUUUUUGAAGUAAAUUUCGCUUCGCAAAAUCCUGUGCCGAAAUUGAUUGCGAUUUAUAAGAAUAAUAAGAGAAUAUGCAGUGGUCCGAUAGACUCGCAACGUGGAGUAAGCUCAUUUAAAGUGAGUUAUCGUCUCAAAGCACCUCGUGGGCCUUUAAGCGACAAAACAGAUGACAAUUUCAAUUCUGAAGAAGAAUUAGAACCUAAUCAACCUGACCAGCCACAACAACCAAAUCAACCAAACCAACAGCGACCACAGCCCCAAAGUCCAAAUCAACAGCGACCACAGCCACAACAACCAAAUCAACAGGGACCACAGCCACAACAACCACAAUUUCCAAUUAAACGAGAUGAUCCAUCUUCUUCUUCAUCACCCCAACAAGUUAAUCAAUUUCAGAGUGAUGAAGCAGUUUGUGGCAUUCCAGUAGCGGGAUUCACCCAAAGUUUGGUCAUUGGAGGUCAAUCUGCAGGUCGAGGAGAGUGGCCAUGGUUGAUUGCUUUCUACAGAAGCGCAAGUGGAAAUUUGGAAUUUAUUUGUGGCGCAUCGCUUAUCUCAAGUGGAUAUUCAUUGACAGCAGCGCAUUGCAUCCAAGAUAAAGGAAAAAGUUCACCUAUGCCUCCUAAAGAAGCGUUGCUGUUUGCUGGAAAACAUAAUUUAAUAGAAUGGAAUGAACAAGGAUAUGUUAAAAAAGGAGCUAAAAAAUUAAUUGUUCAUCCUGAUUGGAAGCCAAAUCAAGUCGAUUAUGACGGAGACAUUGCUUUAAUUGAGUUGGCUUCACCUAUUGAAUAUUCAAAAUUCAUUCGACCAAUUUGUUUAUGGGAUAAAAGUACUCAAUUAGCCGAUGUUGUUGGGAAAACUGGCAUUGUUGUUGGCUGGGGGAAAAAUGACGAGGGAAAAUUAAAUACUGAUUUCCCGAAGAAAGUGAAUGUGCCGAUUGUAAGCGAUGGGCAAUGUUUAAGAACACAUGAAGCUUUUGUGCACAUUACUUCAAAUAGAACGUUUUGUGCAGGAGGACGAAAGGGAGAAGGACCUUGUCAAGGAGAUAGCGGUGGAGGUCUUGUCUUAAAAGAAGGUAGGAAGUGGUAUUUAAGAGGCAUAGUAUCAGCAAGUCUUCGAGAUGGAACCAGUUGCGAUAUAUCGAGUGCUCCAGGAUCAUCAACAACAAAUGUUCAACCUGUAAUAACAGAAUACUCUAUCAGAGUUCCGAAAGCAAACAAGAAUAAGCAUCAUGUGAUGAGGUUUAAUUAUAAUUUAAAUGUUGAUUUCUCUCAAUGGCGCACGGUCAAAAUGGAACGUGAGAAUAAUCAAAGAGAAUUUAAAAGUUUUGACAAUGAAGAUAUGCCUAAGUUUGGUGCUGGUUCUGAAUACAAUAGAGAUCAGAAAGAAGAAGCACGUCGUAAGAAAUUUGGUAUUAUCGCAAAGAAGUAUAAUCCAGAUAAUCAACCUUGGAUAUUGAAAGUUGGAUCCGGUUCGAAAAGCGGGAAGAAGUUUCGUGGCAUACGAGAAGGCGGUGUAAGUGAGAACGCAGCUCAUUUUGUGUUCACCCAAACAAAGGAUGGUUCAAUCGAAGCUUUUCCUUUAAAUGAAUGGUACAAUUUUCAACCUAUUCAAAGAUACAAAGCGCUCACAGCAGAAGAAGCUGAAGAGGAGUUCGGUCGACGAAAAAAAUGUGUCAAUAUGUGGUCCAUGAAGAUGAGAAUGAAACUCAAGAAUAAAGAUGAUGAUGAUGUAGCUGAGGUAGAUCCUGAAGAUGUCAAAGCAGUGAAAGGCUCUAAAAGCGAGAAAAAGAAACUUCAAAUAAGUGAAAUGGAUGAAUGGAUGGACUCAGAUGACAUGAGUUCUUCAGACGAUGAAGCAGAUGGUGACAAAAAACGAGAUGCUGAGGAUAGCGACAAUGAUUCGAAAUCAAAACAAAAGAAAGAAAAACUGCAAAAUCAGAAAAAGAAAAAGAAGAAAAACGAUGUUGAUGACGAAGCAUUUGAGGAAUCUGACGAUGGUGAUGAAGAAGGGCGUGAACGUGAUUAUAUAUCAGAUUCAAGUGAGAGUGAAUCGGAGCCUGAAACAAAAGCAAACAAAGAAUUGAAAUCUGUCGCUGAAGAAGAUGCGUUACGUAAACUUCUAACUUCUGAUGAAGAGUCUGAUGAAGAAAAAUCAGAGAACAAUGAGAAUGAUAGCGAUGAUGAUAAGAAAAAGAAGCCUGAAGAUGCUGUCAAAGAAACUGAUGCGAAGGCUGAGAAAUCUAAGGAAAGAAAGAAAGAAGACAAGACAACGAAAAUGCAAAAGUUUGUUGACGCAAUGAAUCAGGGACCAAACACUGGCAACGCAAGUGACUUUAGUUCUGAUUCUGAUGAAGCUGAUAAUGAAAAAAAAGUAAGUAAAAAGAAGAAGACACCGGAGAAGAGUUCGAGAUCUGAAAGCACAGCAAACAACGUUGCUGGGAUUAAAAGAAAGCCAGAUGUAUUAAACAAUUCCGAUAACAGUAACAGCUCUCAAUCGACACCAGUUAAAAAGCUCAAAACAGAAGCGGCUUCACUGGGAUCAUCAACUUCUUUCGCGCCGUUUUCAAGCUCAAGAGACAGUCUCGGUAACACUGAAGAAGCUGUUCGUCGAUAUUUAAUGCGAAAACCGAUGACAACUACCGAGUUGUUGAAGAAAAUUCAGAUGAAUCAGUCUUUGUUUGUAGGAAUACUUUGCAUAUGGUUUACAGUUAAUGGACAACUUAGUCUAAAAAACGAUUUAAAAUCAAAAUUUCUUAUUCCAACCACAGUUCCAGUGUUUCCCAAUUCUGAAGUAGCUUCUUGUUCAUGUGCAGUCUUCCUUAGCGGUCAAUUUAAGAAAGGUUCAUCAGAACAGCCUCGUGGUGUUCCAGCUUUAAUUCAAGAAACAGAAUAUAAAUUUCCUUGUUCUGCAAGUGGAACCAAAUCAUGUAUAAACAAAUGUUUAGAGUCUAUUGUCAAACAUCUCCCAAAUUCACCAGCAAUCAUCUGUGGAACUAUUGACAGAGAUUGUCAUCGAGAGAGGGCAUAUCUAUGGACGCAAAAUUGUAAUGGCACCAAAUGGAUCAACAGUAACUUAUCAGCUGGUCGUGAAUUUUGCUGUAAAUCUGGUGAACCAGUAGGAUGUCUUGAUCUUCAUAAGAUUUAAAACCGAAUUUAGUGAUUUCAUUUAUGCGAUAAGAACUAUGACAAUUUUUUGAAAUUUUAAAGUACCAAAUAAAUAUUAAGAAUCAUUCUUUCUAUCUUAUUACAUCGA
This is a messenger RNA of Clunio marinus, 5244 nucleotides long. The record is from the annotation of a GenBank genome assembly. Lineage: Eukaryota; Metazoa; Arthropoda; Insecta; Diptera; Chironomidae.